AUGAGGAAGCCGGAGGCGCCGGCGAAGGAUCAUAUAUCAGAAGAUGCCGCCGGCAAGCUGAAGAAGGGCCUGUGGUCGCCGGAGGAGGACGAGAAGCUCGUCAGCUACAUGCUCAAGAACAGCCAUGGAUGUUGGAGUGACGUCGCUCGCAACGCCGGCCUGCAGAGAUGCGGCAAGAGCUGCCGGCUCCGGUGGAUCAACUACCUGAGGCCCGACCUCAAGCGGGGGCCUUUCUCUCCCCAAGAGGAGGAGCUCAUCGUCCAACUCCAAUCUAUUAUCGGCAACAGGUCCUCCCUCUCUCUCUUAAAAAUCUAGCUUAGAACUGGUGGUCAUCAAUGACUGGUGAUCUAUUUUACCGUGAAGCUCGUCAUGGAUUCUAACUCUCAAUGACCCCGGCUUCUCCAAACCUUCACAGGUGGUCUCAGAUCGCGUCGCGGCUGCCGGGGCGCACCGACAACGAGAUAAAGAACUUCUGGAACUCUACGAUCAAGAAAAAGCUGAAGAACUCGACGUCGCCGGCGCCGCCAACCAGAGAAGCCACCGCAGAUCUCGGGUCAGCGAGAAAUGCCGCAAUGGGAGCUCCGAUGGGCAGGUCCACAGGUCAUCUGUUCAGCGCGCUGUCCCUCCCGGAAAGAAGCUACGCUGCAGCUGGAUCGAGCGGCAACUGCAUCAAUGGAGACUCGUGCCUGUCGCCCAUUGGAGAGAGCUUCUACGGCGGCCAUGGAUUUACAGUGGACAGCGGCCUCGUGGGAGUAGGCUUUGGCGUUUACGAGGCCCCACCGGAGAGCGCGUACUUGGAGGAGAGCUCCAUUGGCCGGGUCUCCUGGUGCAGUAAUACCACCGACAAGAAUUAUUUCCAUAACGGCGGCGAUAAUUCCGGCUACAUCGGUGGAGAAGAACAGCAGACUCAGAGCGGUCCCAGUGAGUAUGGAAGAUACGAGCUCUGGGGAGGAAGAGGAGUGAGUGCCGGGGUGUGGGACUUGGCGGAGUCGAUGGGGGACGUCCCUUUCUUUCCUCUCCUCGAUUUCCAAGUCUAA
Messenger RNA from Spirodela intermedia, 1037 nucleotides. The record is from the annotation of a GenBank genome assembly. Lineage: Eukaryota; Viridiplantae; Streptophyta; Magnoliopsida; Alismatales; Araceae.